This is a messenger RNA of Penaeus indicus, 2514 nucleotides long. RefSeq lists its product as uncharacterized. Bases 223 to 1953 code for a protein of 576 amino acids. NCBI's taxonomy places the organism in Eukaryota, Metazoa, Arthropoda, Malacostraca, Decapoda, Penaeidae. The transcript has 3 exons. The record is from RefSeq and is a predicted model, not a curated record.
CUGGCAAGACAAAACACACAGGAAUACAGGAUACUUCUUAACUGUAUCAAAGACAGUCUCACUGGGAGUGCCAUAAGAGAUGCUGUGAAAAAAUUGUCAGUUGCAAAAGAAGAGGUAUCAGAAUUUAAUCCUCAUAAUGAUGAGGAAAGCCAUUGCAGUCCUAAUUCCUCUGCAGAGCAUGGUAGCCAGAUAGAUACUUCUGAUAUAACAGUUCAUGAAGAGAUGGAUAUUAUUCAAGUCAAUGGUAAACUCUGGACAGUCAAGAAAUGUGCAAGUGUUCCAGUUGAUGUCAAGAAUUUAAGUUGUAUUGAGUCUUUAUCUGAAGACAGUGCUGAGGAAGGUCUUGCAGAUGAUAUGGAACAACAGGAGUCAUCCUACUUUAGGCAUGAAAAUGAAAUCAUAGUUCACAAUGGAAAAGUAUGGGAAGUAAAACCUACAAGAGUGUUGCCUGUGAAUUCUCAAGAUAUUCUAACCGAUGACAGUGAGUAUGACUCACAAAUGGAAGAUCCAAGAAUUACAGAAGAAAGAUAUGAGGAUUCUGAAAUUAGGGAAUUAGAAGAACUGAUAAGGACAAUGGAAAAAUAUGUAACAAAACUUAAAUAUAAAUUAAAGAUCAUGAAGGAUAGACGGGGAACUCAGAGAUACAGACCCCAAACUCCAGAUGAAGAUCAAGGGCAUUUUGAACCAAAGACAAGAGGUGGGAGUGAAAUGGAAAGACAUUCAUUACAACAGAGAUCCCCAAGUCAUGAUGGAAGAUCAUCAAAUUUUAACAAUGUGGAGGGCAAGCAGUGUACUGUAGGAGCUUCAAGUGAAGAUUGUGAAACUCUCAGGCUAUCUAGCAGCAUUUCUAGUAGUACAGUUAACCAGCAAAACCAGGAUUUAGAUAAAAUAAGACAGAUACUUUGUGAAAAGCUAAUAGACAAAAAUACAGCAAAGUCUGGAUGUCAAACUCCUUAUAAUGAAAUGAAACAAUCCAGAAAUAAUAUAAAAAUGCUUUCUCAAUUAAAACCUGAAAUUAUUACUUAUGUGUCAUCAUCAUCUCAAGAAGACAAUGGGGAUGAUUGUGAUAAUUCACAGUGUUUUCAGAAGGUUGUUAAUAAUAUGAAUGUUAUACCAGAAACUCCUGAACUUUCAGAAAGACAAUUUAAAGAAGAACCAGAUACAUUUUUAGAGGAACCAGAAUGGAAAAACACAGACAAAGAAAAUCUGAAACCAAAGACACCAUAUAUGUCUACAGCAAAUUUCUUAAAACAUGAAUGUAAUAUGCACACAGAUGAAGGUACUGAUAGUGAUACUACAUACUAUACUCUUUGUGACCAGAGUGCUGUGAAUCCUGAAAUGGGAGACAAAAUGAGUAUAUGCAGUUUGAAAUCCAAAGGUAAAGCUUUAGAUAAAUCUAAAGGUAAAAAGCAAGUGAAAGAAACUUGUGAACUUGUAAGUCAUGAUGAAGUACUGCAGAAAAGAGACAAAUACAAAAGAAAAUUGGCAAAUAUUGCUAAGGAAGUAGAAGACUUAACAGAUUCAGAUGACCUUGCUUCCCGGGUCAAAAUGAGCCCAAGAAAAUGUUCGACCACAUCAUCGAGAAAUCAGGCCACGGCUAACAUUAACUCAUCUACAAAGUGCUGUCAAAAAAAGGCAAAAGUGUAUGAUGAAUUUUUGGACAAAAUCAAUGAGAUUGAGGAAAGAGAUAAAGUUAUUGAUGUGUCCGAAGAUACAACGUUACAAGAUGAAGAUGUUUUCCACACCCCAAUGAACAGUCCAGAACCAGCACCAAAGCGUGCCAGAAUUUGUAAUGAAAAAGAAGUUUCUCCAGUUACUGAUGUAACAGCAAGCACAAGCAAUGCACAGGUUUUCCAGAGUCAAACAGCACAUCAUCCGCCAGUUCAGGACUGCAAGGUUCUCCUAAAGUUCAGUUACUGGGUAGAUAAAAAGAAGUACGCCAUUUAUAAGUGAAGAUAUGACUAAAGAGGAGCAGGCUUCUUCGAAUUGCGUCAGAUAUGUCUUUUGAGUCUUUUAUAUUUCUAUAACUCAAAUUUUCUAUUACCCCUUUUAGAGUGCAUGAUGAGCAGCGACAGUCUCAUCACUGCAACUAUUACCAUUAUUUAGAUUUUACUUUAGAUUUUGUUUAAUCAGAAUAUUAUUAUUUGAACUGUUGUUUUCAUUAUAUCUGGAUUUAUGCAAGAAAAUAAAUAUAGACAUUUAUUCAUAAAAUAAUUAUGCACUUUUUCUUAUGCUGCAUAAUUUGCCAAUAUAAGCAAGAUGUGUCACAUAAAAUUUAGUCCUAAACUAUUGUAAGUUAUCUUGACAACGUGUAUAGGAAAAUGUGAAUGAUAUUAAAUCAUACUAAAUGUAUUUAUUGCUAUUCUUUCCAAUUGUUUGUAUGGUCUGUCUAUUGUUUUUGUGUUUGACACGGCAUAACUAUGCUUUUGGUUUCUGUUUGACAAAAUUAGGCAGAUAUACUAGCAUAAGUUUGUACAAGCCUCUAUGUUUAGGAAAAUAAUAAAAUAAGAAAAA